AAAGAGCAGCUACACGAAUUUCCGGCACGACACGUUUUCCUGCCAGUGCUAAAUAAAAACAAACCCACGUGUCUGCCAGGGACUCGGGAGGCUGCAAUCAUGGCUGCAGAUCCUAAGGAUAUUGUGGUGGAAUUAGGCUUCGUAGAGAAAACCCCGGCGUGGAAGCUCCAUUCCAAGUUCUUCCCUAGCAAGGUUGGAGGAUGGCCAGCUUGGCUUGCCCUGAAGGGUCUACCCACCCCUGAGGAACUUGCAUGUCGCCACUGCAAAAGGCCGCUCAUUUUCCUCUGCCAGGUUUAUGCUCCAUUCCAUGAAAAAUAUGAAACCUGCUUUCACAGAACAAUGUUUGUGUUUGUAUGUCGUGACCCUAACUGCUGCCGAGACAAUGAUGCCUCCAGCAUCCGAGUGUUUCGCUCACAAUUGGCAAGAAAAAAUGAUUUUUACUCUGACGAACCAGCUAAGGAGGUAGAGGCUGGAGCAGAAAGCCCUGGCGCUGGGGAUUUUAACCACCUAUGUCGUGUUUGUGGUGCUCUUGGACCAAAGACUUGUGGAAGCUGCCAUGUUGCUCGCUAUUGCUCAAAAGACCAUCAGGCAUUGGACUGGAAAGGAGGACACAAGGCUGAAUGUAAACACCCAGAGAGUGUUAGUAAAAGGUGUUCAAACUCAACUGCCAAGCUCCUCUUCCCUGAGUAUGAGAUAGAGCUGGAACCAGAGGAACAGGAAGCUGCUAGAGAGAAGACCGAGGAUGAGGUGAUGAAAGAGUAUGAGGAGCUGCUGAGGUCUGGACAGGUUACCCAUCAAGAUGAUGAUGACUCUGAUACAGAAAAUGAUCUAGUCAAUAUGGCAACCAAAGAAACAGACAAGCAAUUCCAGAAAUUCCGGACAAGAAUUAAAGAGUAUCCUGACCAGAUACUGCGUUAUGACCGGGAAGGUGAGCCCCUCUGGGUGUCCUCAAGUAACAAAGUGACACAAGUGCCAGACUGCCUUGGCUGUGGAGCUCCCCGACAUUUUGAAUUUCAGGUGAUGCCACAACUGUUGGUGCAUCUGAAGGUGGACAGUGCAGGGCAGAGCAUUGACUGGGGCACAGUACUGGUGUACUCCUGUUCCCAAAGCUGCCAGCAGGAUCGACCUUAUAUAGAGGAGGUAGUCUUCAAGCAGGACUAUGCACCUAUAGAGGAGGUGAUGAAGAACCAGUCAUAAACACGGUUGAAGUAGUGACAAUGUUCCAUAAUUAAUUAUUUUCCCAGUUUUAUUGUACAUUAUCUAUUUAAUAUUUGAAACUGUAUGGUAUGAGGAGUAAUAAAAAUCAUAUAUAUAUA
Molecule: messenger RNA, 1316 nt
Organism: Scylla paramamosain (green mud crab)
Lineage: Eukaryota; Metazoa; Arthropoda; Malacostraca; Decapoda; Portunidae
Gene: Zfrp8
Product: programmed cell death protein 2-like
Exons: 9
Coding region: 100-1197 (365 amino acids)
Cellular component (GO): cytoplasm; nucleus
Source: RefSeq, a predicted model, not a curated record